GAGCUGGACCGUUGACUGACCGGCAACAGACCAGCCGGGCUGUGUGUGUGUGAGUGAGUGAGUGUGAUUUUUAAACCAGUUUGCUCUCUGACAAAGUGUAGUGACUACAGUUUCCACCAUGAAGAAGAGAAACAGCAGCAACGCCAGCAGGAGAAGCUCCACCAUCAAAAGACGCAGCGAGAAUUUGGGUUUUGAUGAAUUCGGCUUUGCCUUGACCAAAAGAAAGGACCAGAAACUUCAUCACCGAUGUCACGAAUACAGCUACCCCCAGCUGAGCUCAGUGAGAGUGAAGGAGCUGUGUGAGCUGCUCAGCUACUGGAAUGGAGCCAGCUUCAUCUGCAGGAGUCAGAUUGAGCGAUUUAUAAGGAUGGGUAUUCCUCCGAGCCUCCGAGGCAGAGUGUGGAAGUGUCUCCUCAGCAUUGACUCUCUGAGAGAAACCAGUGACUUCAACUACCAGAAUUGCCUGUUGGAGGUGCGAGGGCCCUUGGUGGACUUGGGUGUCAGUGAGUAUGGCAUUCUGUCUGCCAUCGCUACUCUGAGUGACACCCAGAACGAUCAGGGUUCGGUCCAUCAGCAAGCCUCCAGCUGCCCCGAGCCCCGCUGCUCCAGAGACGACGUCAUGCUCUUUCGACAGAUUGCUCUGGAUCUGCAGCGUUCCUUCCCAACCCACCGCUCCCUGAUGGGCGAGAGUCCAGAGGCCAUCGAGGGUCAGGCCAAACUGUUUAGAGUCCUCAUCGCCUAUGCCAAGUACAACCCUCAGAUUGGAUACAGUCAAGGGAUGUCAUACAUAGCUGCGGUGCUGCUAAUGCAGUUAGGAGAGGAGGAGGCUUUCUGGGCCCUGGUAGCCUUGUUGGAUAAACCCAAAUAUCUGGCACAACUAUUUGACCUCAACCUCACCAAGGUCCAGCAUCAGGUGACGGUGUUUGAUCAGUUCCUAAAGCACCGGAAGCCACACCUGUUUCAGCACAUCGAGUCAGUGGGAGUGUCCUCAGUCCAUUUUGUGAUGCCUUGGUUCCUUACCCUCUUCACCUCCCUGCCCUGCUGGGACUCUGUCCUGGCUGUCUGGGACCUCAUCAUCCUGCACGGCUUGCCAGCCGUGUUUCGUGCUGCUCUGGUCAUCAUUCAGCUCCUGGAGUCUCGUCUGAUGACCCUCAGUGAUGAGGGAGCAGUGCUUCCCCUCCUCCUAAGGGUACCUGUUGAUGUGGCUCAGUAUAAAGUGUUGGUGCCCGCCUUGUGGAAUACUGAGGUCCAAGACUGGGAGAUUAAAUGUAUGAACAGCCUGGUACUGGAUGAAACCCAGCAUGGUCCCAAGACUGAAUGGUGUGCGGAGCAGGAGGUCCCACUACCCAGCCAAGUGAGAGAGGAGAAAGAAAAAGAAAAUGUCUCAGCACCUGCAGAGGAAGAGAAGAAGACUGAGAAGGACUCUAUUACUGGAGCUAAAAGUGUGUUGACCCGGGUGUUGCAUCUGGCCCAGCGGUACCUUUUGGAUCCAGUAGGUCGACAGAGGGCUGGGGUAAAGGGUUCACAAACACAGAACAGAUCCAGACAGGCCAGCCCUGCACGUGGCCAAUUCCUCAAGGGUCAGAUGUCUGCUUCACUAACACAAGCCCGGAUCAUAUCCAGGAGGCGGAGCCAGCAGCGGAGUGGCUUCCCCCAGGCAGCACGAGGGGCCAGUGGUGAUCCCACUGUGGCCACCAGUACUGUGACAUAUACAGCUGCUGGUGUCAAAGAGGACAGACCAGAGCGAACCUUCAGGAGGACAGGUACGGGACCUGUUGGCAAAGUGGCCCGUCGUCGUAGCAACAACAGCCUCGUCCAGCCUAUCAGAGUCAAAUCCCUCCGCCUACUCCGGAACAGCAAGAACCCGAUGACACAGACCUCCCCCUCUUCCUCUUCCAUCCUCCCCUCAUCCCUGCGCGCCCCAACCCCUCCACCCUCCUCCUCCAUCCCAUCUUCCACUACUCUGUCAUCCUGCGGCUCUGAAUCCACUGCGUCUGCGAGCAGGGAGCAGCCAAAGCAGCAGGACACUCCCAGGACAGCUCUCAUCAAGGAGCUGUCAUCCAAACAUCAGACCAGCGUCCCCUUCAGAAAUGCCAGGGAAUCAAAGCUCAUCUGAGACUGACAAAGAAAGAGGGACGUAACAGAUGGGAAGAAUAAAUGCAGAGCACUAAAAUUCAGAUUUGCAUUUCUGCACUGAAAACUCACUAGUUAGUACUGUAGAAAAGGUGAGAAAUUGACUCACCUGGGAACUCCCAGCCAACUGUUGCACUUUUCAUGGAUCCAGAUAUUGUAUCUGAUGUUUUUUACAGCUGUCAAACCAGCUGUGUGUCUUACACACUGCAGCAUGAGGCCUGGGAACCAGACAGGAGCUUUAAACUCAUCGCCUCCUGAAUAUUUUGAGUGUGUGUGUGUUUGCAUGGAUUCAUACGGACACAUGCAUGUAGGGCCCAAAUCUAUUUUGAUACUACUUUCACUUGAAUUGCUCUGAUGGUGCUGUUAUUUUUUCCAAUUGACUCAUAAGUCAUCUCUGUCUGUGUUUUUAUUUACUUUUUAUAGAGUUGGAACUAAUAAAAUAUUGACAUUCUUUCUAA
Messenger RNA from Myripristis murdjan (pinecone soldierfish), 2591 nucleotides. Its product is annotated as rab GTPase-activating protein 1. The record is from RefSeq and is a predicted model, not a curated record. The transcript has 15 exons. Gene Ontology annotation, molecular function: small GTPase binding; GTPase activator activity. NCBI's taxonomy places the organism in Eukaryota, Metazoa, Chordata, Actinopteri, Holocentriformes, Holocentridae. Gene Ontology annotation, biological process: regulation of GTPase activity. Bases 119 to 2116 code for a protein of 665 amino acids.